AUGGCUUAUACCGGCUUACUUCCUACUCCAAACGUUUCCCAGCUAAAGUCUCCUGUUAUGAGUGACUAUGUUAAGAAUUCCUAUUAUCCAAUUCCGUUUCAAAUCGUAAAUAUCAUCGAGAGUUGCAACGUUAGUGAGACGGCUUCCUGGAAUAUAAAUGUUAUGGCUAAGAAUAUAAAGUUUAACAUCGAAUGGAAUAUCGGUCAAAGUAACUGUAAUAUUGACAUUUUCCCGAAGGCUGUUGUUAGUACCAUCUCAACGUAUAAUGUCGAGCAACCUGUGUGGUCUACUUCAUUCGCAAAUCAAAAACUUUCGCUUAAAAUCGAGUGGAAAUUAACGUCAACAAACCAAAAUACAUGUCGCUCGGCAGUAGCUACUCCCGUUAAUACUACAUUUCACCGCGUUUUUCCUGAUUCUGGUUAUCACUCUGGUCUUACAACGCCUUAUACAUCUACUGCUCCUGUCAAUAGUAGAUAUAACUCAUCGCUUCCUCGAACUAAAUUAUUUGAUAGCCCUAGGAAACAUGAUGUUUAUCGUCCCAAUGGCAAUACAUCGAAAAAUUCUCCUUCUACAAAUCCUAAAAAUCGUGUUCUAAUUCCACCUGAACCUUCAGCAAUUCAUGAUAAACCUGAAGUUAAUAGCUCUAAUGUUGUCCCUUUGAAUUCCAAUACAAAAGAGUACAAAGCUGAACAGUCCAAAGUUUCAGUUCCUGAGUCUGUUCCUGAAUCUAAACCUGUAAAACCUUCCUCAACAAAACCGUCAGUUGAACUAAUACCUAAUGUGCACAAAUUUGUAAUUGAUUACAGAUCAACUGAUGGUAAUAUACUAACUCUCCCUGAUCCUCAAAAUGAAGAUUUUACCCCUUUUGAUGAUAAAUUCGUUAAAACUCCCGAUGAUCUUAAACCCGAUUCCAAUGGUCUACUUCAUGUCAAUAUAAAUGCGGAUCGUAUGAACAUUCCCGGUACAUGCAGAUUAUGCAAGAAAUCGCUCAAGUCACAUCAAGUUGAUGCACAUCUAAUUGUAUGCCCUAAUCUUAACUCCAGUGAGGUUGAUGAGUUUAUCCAUGAAGUCUCUGAAGCUACUGGUGGUCUAGGUGGUGAAAUAAACGACCAAAUAUUUAAUUAUUGCGAACUUGCAAUUGAAGAUUCCAAUAUUAAUGACACUUUCCAUAGUAUUCUUAAUUUCAAACAAUUUAUAAACAAUCUCGAGUCUUUCCUAGAUAAAAGAGCAAUAGCAGUAUUUAAGAAAUGCAACAUUCUAGGUCUCCAAAAACGUUCCAAUAUUCUAAACUAUAAUAAGUAA
Paramuricea clavata is the source of this 1302-nucleotide messenger RNA. The record is from the annotation of a GenBank genome assembly. Lineage: Eukaryota; Metazoa; Cnidaria; Anthozoa; Malacalcyonacea; Plexauridae.